Botrytis sinoallii is the source of this 483-nucleotide messenger RNA. RefSeq lists its product as uncharacterized. The transcript has a single exon. The record is from RefSeq and is a predicted model, not a curated record. NCBI's taxonomy places the organism in Eukaryota, Fungi, Ascomycota, Leotiomycetes, Helotiales, Sclerotiniaceae. The coding region runs from base 1 to 483 and encodes 160 amino acids.
AUGUCGUACAACAACUACCGCCACCAGGAUAACCGCCAUCGGCUCCAAGAUUUCACUCCUCAGGCGUCACAACUUCCUACAACUUCCUAUAUUUCUCCUUCAUAUAGGCAGCAUACAGCCCGAUACGCUACCACGGCGCCACAGAGCGACGUAACUUCGCGGUGGUCAGAUACAAAUUCUACCACGAACUUGUCUGAAACAACAUCUCUAACAGGAUCAGAGAAAGAGAGGCUGGUUCAUGAAGGAACAGAGGGAGAUCGUCGACGUUAUGAGAAAUGGAAGAAAUGGGCACGUGAACAGAAAGAAGAAGAUAGGAAGGAAUGGGCACGUGAACAGGAAGAAGAAGAUAGGUUAAAACGUGCAGCUGCGAACGCUCGUAGACAGAAGAGGAGGCAUAGACUCCAGGUACUGGAAAGACAGAUACGCGAAUAUGAGGAUUUGAUAUUGGAAGCUGAUAGACAGAGGAAGGAAGUUGAUGGAUAA